AGAAGUGGACACCUCGUCGGCCACCAACCCACUCAGUGACAGACACUGACACUCACACUCACGGAAAACUAAAAGCAACCAAUUCACUUUACUUAAUUACUUGCUACAGAUCCGAUCCGAUCCGAUCCAAUCCAAUAUCAGCAGCUGAAGGAAGGAAGGAAGAAGAUGGCCAUGGCGAUUGCACUUCGAAGGCUCUCUUGUCAUGGAUCUCUCCUCCGUUACAUGUCUUCCUUGCCCAGUCCAGCAGAUCAAGUUUCACGUGCCGAUUGGACGAAGCAAUUGAAUGCUCCCCUUGAAGAAAUUGAUCCUGAAAUUGCUGACAUCAUUGAACUCGAAAAAGCCAGGCAAUGGAAGGGAUUCGAGCUCAUCCCUUCAGAAAAUUUCACCUCCUUGUCCGUCAUGCAAGCGGUUGGAUCAGUGAUGACCAAUAAAUACAGUGAAGGUUAUCCUGGUGCUAGAUACUAUGGAGGGAAUGAGUACAUUGACAUGGCUGAGAGAUUGUGUCAAAAGCGUGCCUUGGAAGCUUUUAAUUUGGAUCCUUCAAAAUGGGGAGUCAAUGUGCAGUCAUUAUCUGGGUCCCCUGCUAACUUCCAAGUUUAUACUGCACUUUUGAAACCUCAUGAGAGAAUCAUGUCACUCGAUCUUCCUCACGGUGGACAUCUUUCACAUGGUUAUCAGACCGACACAAAGAAGAUUUCGGCUGUCUCGAUAUUUUUUGAGACAAUGCCAUACAGAUUGGACGAAAGCACGGGCUAUAUUGACUAUGACCAAAUGGAGAAGAGUGCCGUGCUUUUUAGGCCAAAGUUAAUUGUGGCCGGUGCAAGUGCCUAUGCUCGAGUAUAUGAUUAUGCCCGCAUGCGCAAGGUUUGUGACAAACAAAAAGCUAUUCUAUUAGCUGACAUGGCACACAUCAGUGGGUUGGUUGCUGCUGGUGUUGUACCGUCACCAUUUGAAUAUGCAGAUGUCGUGACAACCACAACACAUAAAUCACUACGUGGGCCACGUGGAGCAAUGAUCUUUUUCAGGAAGGGGCUAAAAGAGAUCAACAAGAAAGGCCAAGAAGUAAUGUAUGAUUUUGAAGAUAAAAUCAAUCAAGCUGUGUUCCCAGGACUUCAAGGGGGUCCACAUAAUCAUACCAUUACUGGUUUAGCUGUUGCAUUAAAACAGGCUACGACUCCAGAGUACAAAGCAUAUCAAGAACAAGUUCUUACCAAUUGCAAGAAAUUUUCCCAGAGUUUGAUAGAGAGGGGGUAUGAUCUUGUAUCCGGUGGAACUGAUAACCAUUUGGUCUUGGUAAAUUUAAGAAACAAGGGUAUCGAUGGGUCGAGAGUUGAGAAGGUAUUGGAAUCGGUGCAUAUUGCUGCAAACAAAAAUACUGUUCCUGGUGACAUGUCUGCCAUGGUACCUGGCGGCAUUCGCAUGGGAACUCCGGCACUAACAUCUAGGGGAUUUCUUGAGGAUGAUUUUGUGAAAGUUGCAGAGUUGUUUGAUGCUACAGUCAAGUUGGCCUUGAAAAUUAAGGCUGCUUCUACAGGAACGAAGCUAAAGGACUUUGUUGCAACCAUAGAGAAAUUUGAAUCCGAGAUUGUAAAGAUUCGGGGGGAAGUAGAGGAGUAUGCUAAACAAUUCCCAACAAUUGGGUUUGAGAAGGAAACAAUGAAGUACAAAAAUUAAUGAUACCUCCCUCCCUCAUGGGUUUGUUGAAGAUGUUUGUUUGUUUUGAUAAGCAAUAUGAUUUGUGCUAUUGCUGUUGUAGUCUGUUUUUGAUGAUCAAAGGUACAGUAAUAAAUAAAUAAAUAAAAUUAAAUGUUGCCAGAAUUUUGUUA
This is a messenger RNA of Helianthus annuus (common sunflower), 1826 nucleotides long. RefSeq names its product serine hydroxymethyltransferase 2, mitochondrial. Gene Ontology annotation, molecular function: pyridoxal phosphate binding; glycine hydroxymethyltransferase activity; serine binding. Gene Ontology annotation, cellular component: cytoplasm. Gene Ontology annotation, biological process: folic acid metabolic process; L-serine catabolic process; tetrahydrofolate interconversion. The record is from RefSeq and is a predicted model, not a curated record. The transcript has 15 exons. Bases 166 to 1674 code for a protein of 502 amino acids. NCBI's taxonomy places the organism in Eukaryota, Viridiplantae, Streptophyta, Magnoliopsida, Asterales, Asteraceae.